Messenger RNA from Achroia grisella, 461 nucleotides. It is a transcript of the gene Dph3, whose product is annotated as diphthamide biosynthesis protein 3. The transcript has 3 exons. Gene Ontology annotation, biological process: protein histidyl modification to diphthamide. Lineage: Eukaryota; Metazoa; Arthropoda; Insecta; Lepidoptera; Pyralidae. Gene Ontology annotation, molecular function: metal ion binding. Bases 23 to 277 code for a protein of 84 amino acids. The record is from RefSeq and is a predicted model, not a curated record.
UGAAAUAACAUUGCAUAAUAAAAUGACAAUAUUUCAUGACGAAAUUGAAAUUGAGGAUUUUGAAUAUGACGAGGAUGAUGAAAUGUACUAUUAUCCCUGCCCCUGUGGCGAUAGAUUUCAAAUAAGUAAGGAAGAAUUGAUAGCAGGAGAAGAAGUAGCCACAUGCCCCAGCUGUUCACUUGUUGUCAAAGUUAUCUAUGAUUUGGAAAAAUUUAAGGCUGAAGCCGAAGAGUUGAAUGACACUGAUGUGGGUGAUAAGGCAGCUGUGAAGGCUUAAUCCCAUAGAGAAUUGCCAAAUUGUUGGAUUUCUGUGAUGUAAUGAUAUAAAUGACUAUGGUGAUCAUGAUCACGUCGGAUAUGAGAUGCGCAAGGACCUCGAGAGAAUAUGGACAGUGGCCAUCUGUGAUUUUAUGUGAUAUUAAAUGCUGAUCAAUAAUUAUAUUGAUACAAUAAAUAUAACA